Molecule: messenger RNA, 1953 nt
Organism: Aspergillus tanneri
Lineage: Eukaryota; Fungi; Ascomycota; Eurotiomycetes; Eurotiales; Aspergillaceae
Exons: 2
Coding region: 1-1953 (650 amino acids)
Source: RefSeq, a predicted model, not a curated record
AUGUUAAAGAGAGCCAAAGGCCAUCCGAAUUUUCCUUCCACCAUUGAAUACUAUCAAAGGGCACGAGAAAACGAAGAUGCAGAUUUAGCGCGAAUAGACAGGGCUUUGGAUGAACAAAAAUCAACCCGCCAGCAGCUGGAGCGAGAACUAAAAUCUAAGCUACCAUCCUCAGCAUCAGAAGCGACAAUUAAGAAGCUGGAAAGCGAGGUGCGAGAGGCAAAGGCAGAGACCUCACAACUCCGUGAACAGAACCAGUCUCUGGAACACAUGCUCAAAAAAUACAACGACCGAUUUCUCAUUUUAGAGAAAGCGUUAAACGAGCAUGUCAGCACACAGACAAAGCAACAUCGGGAUAUUAAUCAACGAGUGGACCAUUUACAGGCGUCCUACAACGCAGACACAUUAUCGUCCAAGUUCGGUUUGGAAGUGAACGAACUCAAGCAAGAUCAAAAGACAAUCAAUGGCAGGCUUGAUCAGCUGUGGGACUCACACAAAAACUAUUCAGCCUCUCUCGAAAACGCCAAAAAACUGGAGGCGCAGCUGGAAACAAUAAGUGCUACGAAAGACCAUGGCAUAGAACCGUUGCAGAAAAGGCUGGACGAAAUCAGCAAACGUUUGAGCGCAUCUGAUGUUGUAAGGAGACGUUCUACAUCCGUGGACAAUUCUGCAUCUCAGUAUGAAUUUGAGGAAAUCAAAGGGCGCCUCGGUGCGCUGGAGCACAACUCUGCUACAAGAUCAAAGGUGCAGCACAUCGAGAAUAUGUUUGAUGAACUAAAAAACUUGCAGUCUGCAAAGGACGACCUGCUAUUAUCUGUAACGGAAGACCUACAGGACAAAAUGGCAAAAGCAGCUGACAAGUCUAUUAUUGUAUGGAAUGAAAUUGCACAUCUUUCAAAUGGUCUCAAGAGUUUAAGGGAAGAAAACCCAGCCGUUCAACAGGUCGCAACAGUUUCUGCAUCACUGGAGCAGGCGAAGAAAACUCUUGCUAGUGUGAAGGUGGGCAUGCACUCUUUGGAGACCAGGUACAAUAAUCUAUCGACUGAACACGUCGUCAAGAACAUGGUUGUUGCCAUGCAGGAAAUGUACCCCAAUAGUCUAAAAUCCCACGUGAAUAGCGCUCUGGAAGAUAAGGCCAUACAAUUGAAAGAACUCAACCGCCUAAGGCACGACCAUUCAAGCUUAUGCGAAUCGCUCGGGCCACUUUGGAAGGGAUACAAUUCCCUGGAACAGUUGCCUACUAAAGAGGUCCUUGAAAAACUGCAGACCAGUCUUAAUUCUCUGGAUGAGAAAAUCACCGGUUUCACGUCAAGCUUCGAUACGCAACUGAAGACAAAGGCGGACAAUGAUGUGAUCAUGGAGCACGUGGCCAUUGAGCGAGACGCCCUCACAAGUCGAAUCAAUGACAUAGCAAGCGAGCUUAAUGAACUGAUCAGUAAUGUUGCGGAAGUGCGGUCAGCCAACACAAGUAGCCUCGACAUGGCCACGUCUCAUGGGACUGAUAUCGCGUCAGUGCAAGAGGUUCUCCGUAAGGUUGAGGGUUCUGCGACCAACAAGUAUCAACUCUUGUGCAAACAGAUUGAUGAGAUUUGGGAAGCCCUGGAAGCCAUGGAAGCCAGUUCAUCUGAAGAGCCAGCACCACGCCUCAAAAAGGGGAAACGUUCAACUUCACUGGAGGACCAACUUCAGACACCAAAACAAGAGAGUCCCGCCUCCGAUCGUGCUGCUAUGGUGAAUAUUGCCAACACCAGUCCGGCACUUGCUUUACGGCAACAAAAGAAGAAGAAACGACCUCAUCCGUCUAGCAUAAUGAACGAGGAAAGACAACUAGAGUCCCCGAGAUCUUGCUCGACUCCAGACGAGUCCACCCCAAGGACAGACGAAACCCCGGGAUCGAAGAAGAAAAAGAAGAAAAAGCGAAAGCUCACAGACACUACUCCAAUUACCAUCGAUUAG